Hyposmocoma kahamanoa is the source of this 678-nucleotide messenger RNA. RefSeq names its product circadian clock-controlled protein-like. The record is from RefSeq and is a predicted model, not a curated record. The transcript is spliced from 4 exons. Lineage: Eukaryota; Metazoa; Arthropoda; Insecta; Lepidoptera; Cosmopterigidae. The annotation marks the transcript as partial.
UUUACAGCGGUCUAUAUAAAACCAUGUUCAAGAAAUGACCCAAACCUCAACGAAUGCGCACUAAAGUCAGCCAAAGAAUCUCUCCAUCAAUUUUCCUUAGGAGACACAAGCAGGGGUCUCCCUGCUUUAGAUCCUUUAUACGUUGAAGUGAUGACGGUGUUUGUACCAAAUGAAAAUGGUCUGAAGUUGGUUUAUAAGGACAAUAUUUUUUCUGGACUUUCUGCUUUGGAAAUGAAGAAUUUAAAAUUUGACCUAAGCAAGAAAUUAAUAUCGGCCGAUGCUCUCGUUAACUUGAACGUGAAAAGCAAAUACGACUUGAGUGGAAAAAUUUUGCUUCUUCCUGUGAAAUCGAGCGGAGAUGCAAGCAUUAUAUUGAAAAACACUGAACUCCAUAUUCGAUUUUGGUAUGAACAUAUAAAUGGUCCCGAUGGGAAAGUGCACUGGAACAUCACCAAACAUGACAUCAAGUACGAUGUAGAGAGAGCCACCUUCAGACUUGAAAAUUUACUUAACGACAAAACUAUUGGUGACCAAGUAAACAAAAUUCUAAACGACUUCUGGCGCGAGAUCGUAGCAGACGUCGGUCCUUCUAUCUGCAAGUCCCUUAGUACCGCUGUCGUUAAGAACUUAGCUGUGCUUCUGGAGCAGGUAUCUUAUGAUGAACUUAUGCCCGAAUAA